AGCUCGAGCUCGCGCUCCGGCAUCUGCUGCCCCCAUCGCAGCUGCUGCCCCGGCAGCGCAAAUAAUAGCGAUGGACCCAUGCCGCUUUGCCUCUGAACCGCGUGUCCGCCUGAGGUAUUUGGGGGUGGUGGGCCUUGGCUGCUUAGUUAUGCAGCUGCUCGCCGUGCUGCCAUAUAAGAACUGUAAACAUGGCUGUGAGCACUGGGCCACGGUCUCUGACUCUAAUUUUGACUCCAGAGAAAUCCCGGACGAAAUCCCCAACAGGGGUUACGAUUAUCACCAUGUGUCGUACAACCUUUGGAACGCCAUUGAAGGAUUUUGCACCUAUGCCCCUCACUGGGACGAGUGCGAGUGGGUAACCACCGAGAUUCUGGGGCGUGGCGGCGGGCGGGAGGACGAAUAUUGCCGUGGCCGUGGGGAACAAUGUGAGGACCACUUUGCGGCUACGAAUACGGCCAGGGCGACGACGUGUGUGGCGCUGAUCUUCACUGGCAUCGUGGGUCUUGGGAUCCUCUUCGUCAACAUCCGCGCACACCUGGUUGGCCGCGGACUCGAGGCUUCACCGAAGGCCAUCUUCGGCGCGGCUGCGGUGCUGGCCGUCGGGGGCGUCGUCGGUUUGGCCGGCGCUGCCAACUACAGGUCCACGGUGGCCGCGGCCGUGGAAAAAGGCUACGUGAGUCUUCGAUACGGAAGCUUCGGUCAUAGGGGCUGUGAUCUGUCGCUCUACGGCGGUCUCGUGGCCAUGGUUGUCGGCAUGGCGUUCGCAGCGUAUGAGGCGUAUUUUAAUCGAGAGGAACUUCGCGGCACCGAUGUCAAGGAGCCCGAUGACGUCGACGAAAAAGUCAAGACUAGCGAGGCCAAAAGCGCGGACCUGGCGCCACUAACGCCAACGACCGCCUUUUUGAAGAGUCUCGAGACGCGAAGACCCGCGAAACCGGAGACCGAGGCCGAGCCUGAGCCUGAGGCCGAUGCCGAGGAACCGGGCUUCGUGGGGAAGCUGUCCUCGUUCCUGUUCGGGGAGCAGGAGCCGGUCGCCGAAUCCGAGGGCGUCGUCGUAUCUAUCGAACCGAAAGCCGAAGGUCCUGCCGACGAAAAAGAGACGUACAAUCGGAUUGCCGAUUGGUACGACAAGCCGGAAAACGCCGCGUUGCGCGCAACCUGGGGCCCGUAUCCGAAACUUGAAGAAUUCCAAGCAUGGCCUGGCUUCGUCCAGGUCACGAACGCGUUCCUCGACGCGGAGGUGUAGCCCGUCCGAAAAACGAAACUCGCGUUUGCCAAUCUGCACCUACCUUUGCGUAUUCCCGCUCUCAGUUCGUAAUUCAUCCAUGAC
This is a messenger RNA of Pelagomonas calceolata, 1330 nucleotides long. Lineage: Eukaryota; Pelagophyceae; Pelagomonadales; Pelagomonadaceae. The record is from the annotation of a GenBank genome assembly.